AAGAUGACUUCAUAUUACCAUGUGAAUAGAUAAUUAUUUUCAUUAAAUUUAAUUGAAUUUUCAGUGAACUCAAAAAUUGAAGAAUUAAAGAUAAUAUUAGAUUACCGAUUUUUCAAUUACAGUCAGAACUAAACAGCAUAACACAAUACUGCUUCGCCUGAAAAAAACAAGUGUUCCCCCAAUUUGCCUCCUCAACCUAUCACAACAUCUCAAAAUACUGCCAAUGCACCGCAUAACAGUGCCCGAGCAGAAUGGAGACGUCAAAGAUCAAUACACAAACGAUCUCCGACGGAUACCAAUUAUGAAGAAUUGAUUAAAAAAAGGGAUGCCGCGGGAAAUACUGAAGGAGCAAGAGGAGAAGAUGACACGCCGAUCGGUGAAUUUCAGUCAAAUGAAAUACCAUCAUUGCGUCCAAAAAAUUUAAAGAACACGGGAACACAAGUUGAUGGGAGUCUCAGUGAUGCAGCAACACAGGCCCCAAAGAAUUAUUCAGAAAUAGGAGUUUAAGUCCGGAGUGAUUUAGUCAUGUUGAAAUUCAUAAAUUUUUUUACAGACGAUGCUGAGUUAAGUACUCUUACAGGAAUUCAUAGUUUUGAAUUGCUGAAUACUAUUGAAGAAUUGGUGAAAACGAUAGAUGGAGUAUCAUGUGCAAGUACCACAUUACCUCUCAGAGAAACCAUAAUCAUGACUUUUAUGAAAUUCAAACAGAACUCGUCGUAUACUAUGUUGGCACUUCUUUUUCGUUGUUCUAUUGACACUUGCAAGCAGAGAAUUGUAAAAAUGAUCGAUCUACUGGAUAGGUGUUUAAAACCGAGCAUCGCUUGGCCAAGUAAAGAAAAUAUCUUGCAAAAUUUACCAUUGUCUUUCAAAGGUUUAGAAAACGUUCGAGUAGUAGUAGAUUGCACGGAAAUAAAAAUACAAAAGCCAUCUAAAUUGUGUUGCCAAAUACAGAGUUAUUCCUAUUAUAAAACUUCUUAUACAAUCAAAUUCAUGACUGGUGUGACACCAGCUGGAUUAAUCUCUUUUGUAAGUAAAGCUUACGGUGGACGUGUUUCUGAUAAUAUGAUUUUGCAACAAAGUGGAAUUUUGAAGAAAAUGGACAAAAAUGAUAUUGUAAUGGCUGACAAGGGCUUCACUGUCGAAGAUCUGUGCAAGAAAAACGAUGUGACACUUCUCACGCCUUUUUUUCUUAGAAACAAGGAGCAGUUUACCAAAACCGAGGCACUAACUAAUCGUAGGAUUGCUAAGGCACGAGUCCAUGUGGAGCGAGUCAAUCAGAGGUUGAAGACUUUCGCUGUACUGGGGAACACCAUGCCAAUUUGCCUACUAAGCAAAGUUGAAGAAAUUUUCAAUAUUAUCUGUGGGAUUGUGAACUUGAGCUUUCCUAUUCUUAAGAACGAUAAAAUUACUGUAUCAACAGAGUUUUUUAAAGAAUACAGCAGCUUUGUGGAAUAUUCAGGUUGA
Messenger RNA from Diachasmimorpha longicaudata, 1464 nucleotides. RefSeq lists its product as uncharacterized. The record is from RefSeq and is a predicted model, not a curated record. Bases 526 to 1464 code for a protein of 312 amino acids. The transcript has 3 exons. NCBI's taxonomy places the organism in Eukaryota, Metazoa, Arthropoda, Insecta, Hymenoptera, Braconidae.